Closterium sp. Naga37s-1 is the source of this 1164-nucleotide messenger RNA. The record is from the annotation of a GenBank genome assembly. Lineage: Eukaryota; Viridiplantae; Streptophyta; Zygnematophyceae; Desmidiales; Closteriaceae.
AUGGUCGGGUGCAUGUCGGUCGUUAUCUCGCUUAACUUCUCCGCCAUGGCGCACAUCGCGCUGGCCAUGGGCGUGUUGGACAGCGAGUGGGAGGAGAAGCUAUGGCAGGAGUUUUGCAACCAGAUUCUCAACGCGGUCGGCACGCUCGGCUGCCUCGUCGUGCACCCGCUGCGAUGCUACUACCUCGUGCGACUCUGGCGGUGGAGUCGCGAAGACGUCGCCAGCCUUCGUGCGGUGCUCUCGGCGGCGGGACCGUUCGUCGAGAAGCCCGACGAGCGGUGGCAUCUGGGCGUCGUGCUAAUACUCCUGCAGCUCAACUGCUUCGGUCAAUACGCCAUCGCGCUUUUCAUGUGGUUCGUUUCGGAACCCGAUCGACCUUUCGUUCUCCUCGGGUUCAUCGUGAUAAUCGCGCUCGGGUCUCUUAUCGCGGCUGGGAGUUAUUGCUCCUGGAGCCCUCUCGGCUGGCCUACCGCGUCUAAGCCUGAGAAGAAGACACAGAAUCGCGGGAAAUCCGGUGGUCGUGUCGUUCCCGUGACGAGCGCCGAGGAAGACGGUGGUACAGCUGCUGGCGCUGCGGAGGAAGGGGGGGAUCUGUGCGGAAAGUGCGGGGGCGUGCUGUGCGACAGCGCCGCGGACGACGACGACGACGAUGUUGAUCGGGUCGCACAGAAGCAAGGGCUGUACGUGCGAUUGGACGACGCGAGCGCGGCAGGAAAGCAGAAACCGCACGAGUGGAAAACGCCCACGUGGCAGCCGAUGGGGGAGCUGGCGCGGCCGCAAUGGCAAGGCUCGGCGCUAGACUGCUGCGCGGAUGGCGUAGGCUCGGCGGUCUGGACCACGCUCUGCUGCUUCUGCGUGCACGGGCGACACGUGGAGCGAGCUGGGUUCGGCAACAGGAUCUUGCGGCGGACGUUUCUGUUGCCGGAGGAGGAGUGGUGCUGCUGGCACAAGGCGGCGACGGACUUUGCGUCGUGGUACGUGCUGCCGUGCUGCUCGUUGUGCCAGGAGGUGCGCACCGUGCGGCACUACAACCUCCACAUGCUCCCACACCUGCCUGAUGAGACCCCGGGCGAGGCGCAAAGGAAGGAGAUUACUGUGCUGACUAUGGCUCCCGCUUCUAUUUGCAUUGAGGCCUGCGAGAUUGGCGUGAGAAGGUGCGGGUAG